UCCAAAAUCUAAAAGCCCAUGCUUCGAUCAACAAAGGACCCAGAUGUCUUCCUAGACGCCCUGAUCAUGAAGAACAUAGCUGAACUGGCGAUGGAGAAGAAUUUUACUACAGCAGACAAAGCUUCCUUAGUCACACUGUGAGCGAUAGUCAAGAAAUUCUUAGCCAAGAUCAUUGGGAGCACUAAGAAUUAUACGGAACUUAACUGCAGGACUGAUUCCAAUGUGAUAGAUGCACUUUCAGGUAUCCUAGAGACCAUGAAGAUUCCUCAGAAACAGAUUAUUAAGCAUAUACAGGAUAGGCCUUUUAGUAAAGGGUGCUGGAAAAGUGGGGUUGUUGAUAAAAUGCUCACGAUUCAGCAAGAUAAAGCAAAUAAAGAGAUCAGUAAAUAUGGAGGUGUUGGCGGCAUUAGCAGUGAUUAUAAGCAAACUCUUUACCAAGAUCCUGACCACCUUGAGGGACCAGUAGCUGUUGUGCCUGAAGAAAUCAAAAAUUUCAAAGGAUUUGCAUCAAUUCCCCCAUUUUUACGCAUUUUUCCAUCCAAAUUAGCCUUACAAAACAUGAACAAAAAUGAGUACAAAGAAAAGGAAGAAAAAUCUUCACUCCUCAAAAUCAAAAACAAGCGCGAAAUCGAGGACAAACUCAUCGAAGUCUCACUCAUAAACGCCCCUCAACCCACCUCCUCACCCACACCCCCUAUUCCCCACCCCCAGGAGGCCCUCUCCCCUCCAGACCCCACUCAGCCUCCCCAACCCUCCCUCUCCAGCCCCCCAAACCCCUCAAGCCCCUCCAAAGACACCCUCCCCGCUCCCCACCAAUCUCUUCCUCCUUCAGUACCCCAAACUCUCCAAGAAGAGACCUCCCAGCUCAAGCUUAAGAAGAGAGCAGCCAAAGGCGUCGCCAAAAUCAAGGAAGCAGAAAGCCUGUUCUGUUAAACAGACAAUCUCAACGUGAGGAUUUUUAUUGGGUUUUAUAGUAAUACAAUCGGGAUUU
Molecule: messenger RNA, 991 nt
Organism: Moneuplotes crassus
Lineage: Eukaryota; Ciliophora; Spirotrichea; Euplotida; Euplotidae
Source: the annotation of a GenBank genome assembly